Molecule: messenger RNA, 1629 nt
Organism: Coregonus clupeaformis (lake whitefish)
Lineage: Eukaryota; Metazoa; Chordata; Actinopteri; Salmoniformes; Salmonidae
Product: MARCKS-related protein 1-B
Exons: 2
Coding region: 169-774 (201 amino acids)
Biological process (GO): central nervous system development; actin filament organization
Cellular component (GO): cytoplasm; plasma membrane
Molecular function (GO): calmodulin binding; actin filament binding
Source: RefSeq, a predicted model, not a curated record
CAACCAGUGCCGAAUCUAGUGGGUCUAUUUCUGCUGGAGCGACACGUUCAAUUACGAAGAAAAAGCCAAGGAAAAACUCACAUUUUGCCAUUGGAUCCAUACCACUGCCCGGGAGCUGGAUUUCUUUUUCUUCCAUUUGAAAUAUCUUUGAAAAAACAACGAAUAACGAUGGGUUCCCAAGCGUCCAAGGGAGGGGUAGCUGUGGAGGCGAAUGCUGCCGAUACCGCUACGGUCAAAACUAACGGACAGGAGAACGGCCAUGUCAAGUCCAAUGGUGACGCCACAGACACGGCCACUCCCAACGGUUCUGCGGACGCCAAGGAGUCUGAAGCGGGUGCUGGAGGGGACGCCAUCGAGCCAGCACCCGCCGCUGAUGGGGAGGCCGCCAAACCAGAAGGUGAGACCGCCGCCAAGGAUAUCUCCAAGAAGAAGAAGAAGUUCUUCCUGAAGAAAUCUUUCAACUUCAUGGGCCUGAAACUGAAGAAGACCAAGAAGGAGGAGGUGAAGGAGGAGGCGGCCGCUCCCGCUGAGGAGAAACCCGCGGAGAACGGAGCCGCUGUGGCCACGGAGGAGAAGAAAGAAGGGGAGGUGAAGGAGGAGGUCGUGGCGGCUGCUGCAGCCCCUAAGGCCGAGGAGGUGCAGGCUAAAGCAGAGGAGGCGCCUAAGGAGGAGGUGAAGGAGGCGGCUGCUCCUGCCCCAGAGCCCACCAAACCAACAGAGGAGACCAGCUCGACCCCCGCGGCAGUAGCCCCCUCCCAACAGAAUGCAGAGUGAUUGUAUCUUUACCCACAACAAAGGACUGUGUGAACUGUUUUUCAAGAGAGAGAGAGAGAGAAAAUAGUUAUAAAUAUAUAUAUUUCUAUAUAUAUGUGUAUAUGUAUACAUAUGUAUGGAUAUAUGUAUAUGUAAAUAUAUACACAUUUAUGUGAGAGACUCCAUUGUGUCACUUUAGUCAUGGUAACAAGAUGACAGACUAGAAUCACUAUUUCACAUCCCUGGUUACGGCGAGACAUCUGAACCCGGUAGUAUUAUUUGCUGGUUGCUAUGGGACAAUGGGAUUUAUUGGACGACAGAGUGGAAGACACAGUUAUGGAUGGGAGUCGAGUUGACGCGUCUUUUCCCAAAACACCCAACUCAAAAAGAUGCAUCAACGCGUAAGAACGAACUAGACAGGACAGAACACCAACCAACCACCACAUGAAAUGACUAUUAAUUUUUUUUUAAACAAGAAGAAAUCAGAAUUUGAAAAUAAGAGACUUGCCAACUUUCUUCAUUCCUAUAUUUUAACCCAGAUUUGAAUUAUUUUGUGGUGUACAAUAGAGAACCAUUUUAAAGAUUCAGAGAAGCUGUGUUUUGUUUGUUUUUAAAGAAGAAAAAUAAGAAGCAAUUUUAGAUUUGUAUCUUGGCUAUAGAAAAAAAAAAUAAACUAUUGAGUUUAACUAUGUUCACUGUUGCAGUUUUAAAACGAAGCAGAGUUGUUGUUCUGUCUGUGGUGUGUAAGCCUGAAUCUGCUUUAUGGUCUCUGUAAAUACAUUGGACUGAUACUGUUCUUUUUAUUUUGCUAAUGUUGACAGAUGUUAUGGUUUUAUUGUAAAGUUGAUAAUGGUAAAUAAAUGUUGGUUACCAAUA